AUGGUCAAGAAGAGGGCAGUUAAACUCUUUCGAGGCCUAGCUAAUAAGAUCCAGGUUGAUAGAGAACGCGUCUACCUGUCUCUAAGGAGGAAACUAGACAGGUUGGUGUCUGAUGGGGGCCGCCAGUGGGGAGGUGGCCAGAGUGGAACCCCCGGCAUUGGAGAUGAGAGCGGCACCCUUGAUGAGUUGGGCAAUGAGAUAACGGUGGAUGAGGUCAGGAAGGCGAUUGAUAGUCUUAACUUAAAGAGGUCUCCAGGCCCUGACGGCCUAACGGCUGAGUUUUAUAAAGAAUUUGCUGACCUCUUGACUCCUCAUCUCGUGGAGCACUGCACGGUGAAGGGCCGAAGCUGCUUUUCGGCUGUCCUUGGCAUCCGGGAGGUUCUGGAACGGUGUAAGUACGGCCUCCCGGGGAAAUUCAUUAAUUGGCUUAAAGUAUUGUACAAGGGGGCCGAAUGCUUCCCGCUUGUGAAUGGAUGGUCUGGGGAGUCCUUCGGGGUCUCUUCCGGGGUCAGACAGGGGUGUCCGUUAUCUCCCUUGUUAUAUGCGUUCGCCAUUGACCCUCUCCUUAGGAGGCUUGAUGGUGGCGUAUUGGCAGGGGUCCCUCUGUCUCCCGGUAGGGCUUUGAAGAUUGCUGCCUACGCAGAUGAUGUCACGGCGGUCGUCUCUAGUGAGAGGGAGGGCGAUAGCUGUGGCUCAUUUGUUGGAAGACUAUUCGGGGCCUCUGGGUCCCUGAUUAACAGGAACAAGUGUGAAGCUUUUUGGAUUGGGAAGGGGGACCCUGCUUAUGUCCUCCCGGAUGUUUUCCCUGCGGCCCAGUCUGAAAUUAAAAUCUUAGGUAUCACAUUUGGUCAUGGUGAUUAUGCCAAUCUAAAUUGGGAGAAAUGCAUGAGGAGAGCUUCGUCUCUGGUCAACCGCUGGAAAGGGUUGAAAUAUACCCUAAGGGAAAAGGUUGAUCUUAUAAAGACUUACCUGAUCCCGGUAUUUCUUUAUGUCAGCUAUGUGUGCCUCUUGCCAGAAUCUCUCUAUGGUAAGAUCUCUGGUCUGUUCUUCCAACUGUUAUGGGGGAAUAGGACAAAUCUCAUCAAGCGUAGCGUUACCUACAUGCAAAGGAGUGAAGGGGGACUUAGCAUGAUCAACCCCGUAGUGUUCUUCGUGAACACAUUUAUUAAAUACAACUUUUCCAACCUCUUAGAAGAGAAGACUCUUUUGUGGGUAGAGAUCUUUAAGGUUUGGGUUUCCCCUUUCCUGAAAGAAUGGUUAGAUGGUGGCUCAGUAAAGAGUUUGCGGGUCCCUCGUGGCUCUCUCCCGCUUUAUGUUGCAGUGAGUUUGAAAAUUAUUAGGAGGUGGUGUGUGACUGUUGGGGAGAUAAGGGCUGCUCCAAGGCGGGAGGUGGAUAGGAGGGUUCUGUCUUCCUACUUUCAUGCACCGCUAGCCUUAAGGGAUUGUCCAAACGCCAUGGCAAGAUCAGGGCUCGCCUUAGUCAACUCCCAGCGGGUUCCCAACAAAUUCAGGGACAUAGUUUGGCGUUCCUUUCACGGGAAGCUCUAUGUUAAUUGGAAUCUGAAGUAUAGGCGUUCCGAUGAUCGUGGUUGCCCGCGUGAGGAAUGUGCUGGGAGGGUGGAGACAAUGGACCAUUUCUUACUUCAGUGCCCAUUUAACAUAGAUGUUUACAAACAGGUAUCUCAAGCGCUGUGCAUCCCCUGCCUUUCUGGUUGGGAUUACCAGGAGUGGGCCUAUGGGGCAUUUAAAAGGCAUGUGGGUCUGGAUGUGGGCACUCUUUUCUUAGUUAGUGCUGUGGCCCGCUUCUACACUUGGAAUGCACGGUGCAAAGUUUCUCUUAGGAGCGAAUCCCUCCCCUCUGCAGUGGUGGUGGGUAUGAUCUUGGGAGAACUUGGGAAGAUUAGAUCUUUAGAGAGACAAAGGACGGCGGAGGCGAUAUGGAGGGCAUGGUGGCGUGGCUUCCACUUUGACCCUCCAUGAUACAUCUCGCUUCCCCUGAUGUCUCUGUGGUGAUGGGCUUAAAUUUCUAGCACCCCCUUAGAUUUUUCUUGUAAGGUCAUUUUUGUGAUUGGGCUCAUACGGUUUUCAGCGAGUAGCCCAAUCCUUUGUCCUUCUGGGGGGUUUGUUUAUUUAUU
Molecule: messenger RNA, 2135 nt
Organism: Xenopus laevis (African clawed frog)
Lineage: Eukaryota; Metazoa; Chordata; Amphibia; Anura; Pipidae
Exons: 5
Coding region: 1-1980 (659 amino acids)
Source: RefSeq, a predicted model, not a curated record